CCACAACGUCCCACCACAACUUGAAACGCAUAACAGGCAUCCUGCAGCAGCAGCAGCAGCAGCGGCGCAUAUUUUGUCUGCUUCUUGAGUCCCAGUGACAGUUUCAGCCAUGGCUACUGAUCUCCAGGAGACUGCGCCGGUCGCCGUUUCCGAUGCCUCCGCAGACGCCAAAAAGAAAAGCUCCGCCAGCAAGAGCAAAGCGAAGGCGACCGCGGCUUCUGGAACACCUGCUGCCAAGAAGAAGUCUGGCAAGAAGAAGAAGAAUCAGCCCGGUAAAUACAGCAUGCUGGUGAUAGAUACGAUCCGCAAGCUGGGCGAGAAGAACGGCUCUUCUCUGGCCAAGAUUUACAACGAAGCCAAGAAGGUGUCUUGGUUCGACCAGCAGAACGGGCGCACCUACCUGCGCUACUCCAUCAAGGCGCUGCUGCUCAACGACUCCCUGGUGCAGGUGAAGGGCACCGGGGCCAACGGCUCCUUCAAGCUCAACAAGAAGAAGCUGGAGAAAUCCGCAGCCAAGAAGAGCUCCUCCAAAGCCGCAAAGAGCUCGGGCGCCACCGGCACCGCAGCCGCCGCCGCCCCGCCGGGCGCCCCUGCCACCGCCUCCGCUGCCGCCGCCGCCGCCCCCAAGAAAGCCAAGAAGGCGGCGGAGAGGAAGAGCAAGGCGAAGAGCAGUCCGAAGAAGAAAAAGCCAGAGGCAGCCAAGAAGGCGGCCAAGAAGCCCAAGAAAGCAGCCAAGAAGAAGCCCGCUGCGGCGCCUGCCAAAAAGGUGAAGAAGCCCAAGAAGACCAAGACAUCGGGCGCCAAAGUGCCCAAAGGCAAGAAGGCGUCCGGCGGCCCAGCAGCUUCAUAGACACCGCGGCGCUUAACUCUCUUCUCAUUUGCACUGAACGCGGAUAAAGAUGAAUAAUAUGCUUCUUUUGGACAUUCGUAUAUUUUUUAUUUUUCGAAGGCUUUUUAUUUUUAUAAGGUAAACGUUUUUCUGUGCUCAAAACGUUGCGAUAACAAUUGUUGGGUUAUGGGGAGGGGGUUGUCAGGGGGCAACUGUACACAAAAGCGCUGUCCUUUUGUGUGACAGUUGGCCAGUUAUUGUGUGUCAGUGACUUUUUGUUGUUGUUUUCCAUUUAGUCACACUACGCAGUUUGUGUUGUGACUUGAUGGGCGGGCAACGCCCCUUUUCGGGAUCAAUUGAGUCUAAAUAUCGCGUCACUUACUUUGGAAAAGUCAUUAAUGGAAAAAAGAAAAAAGAAAAAAAACAAACUGUAACCAGCAAUAAGACCUGUGUGACCUUAAGCAUUUUGUGUUGUACCAAACCAUAACCCGCAUGCUCUCCUAUCAACUUAGUUUUAAAAUAAUAAAAAAAUAAAAAAAAAUUUCUGCAGCUGUUAUGUUCAUCUAUGUUAACUUAAUAAAGACGUGUAAAGUUUAAAA
This is a messenger RNA of Scleropages formosus (Asian bonytongue), 1428 nucleotides long. RefSeq names its product H1.10 linker histone (gene h1-10). The record is from RefSeq and is a predicted model, not a curated record. Gene Ontology annotation, biological process: nucleosome assembly. Gene Ontology annotation, cellular component: nucleosome. Bases 110 to 850 code for a protein of 246 amino acids. The transcript has a single exon. Gene Ontology annotation, molecular function: DNA binding; structural constituent of chromatin. Lineage: Eukaryota; Metazoa; Chordata; Actinopteri; Osteoglossiformes; Osteoglossidae.